AUGUUAUUGCCCUUGUUGUGGUACUCUAUUCGUACUUUUUUGGGUUUGAGGCAUCUCGCACGUUGGGGCAGCCUCUUUGCAUUUUGUAUGUCCAUUUCUUACUUUAGAUAUUUUUUCGUUGUCCUUCUCAGUACGGUGGUAAAUUGGCAGCUUGGCCCUAUGCCAAAAUUCUCGGGAAUGUCAUCAAGUAGUCCCAAGGAGACCGUCAAAGUUGAAACGAACAUCGAGGCUCCAUCGACGCUUUACUCUAUUAUCGCCGUAUAUCAGAGCGAAAGCGAAGCAAAUAAGCCUAGAACAAUUCAUCUCAAGAAACCGGUGGAAACUUGGUUCCAUGCAGAUGGCAGCUUGGCCGCAGAGGCCAUAUAUAAGGACCUCCUACUUUUGGCGUCCCCCGGAAAGUAG
This is a messenger RNA of Mitosporidium daphniae, 402 nucleotides long. RefSeq lists its product as uncharacterized. NCBI's taxonomy places the organism in Eukaryota, Fungi, Microsporidia. Gene Ontology annotation, cellular component: membrane; signal peptidase complex. Bases 1 to 402 code for a protein of 133 amino acids. The record is from RefSeq and is a predicted model, not a curated record. The transcript has a single exon.